Populus euphratica (Euphrates poplar) is the source of this 1870-nucleotide messenger RNA. RefSeq lists its product as uncharacterized. The coding region runs from base 1 to 1659 and encodes 552 amino acids. Lineage: Eukaryota; Viridiplantae; Streptophyta; Magnoliopsida; Malpighiales; Salicaceae. The record is from RefSeq and is a predicted model, not a curated record. The transcript is spliced from 6 exons. Gene Ontology annotation, molecular function: deoxynucleoside kinase activity. Gene Ontology annotation, cellular component: cytoplasm.
AUGAGCAAAGAAUUAGAAUUAAAGGAGUACACAGGGUAUGAUUAUAUAUUUGUAGAAAUAAUAGCCAAGAAGCAAAAUGUUCCCCCAGUGCUCCAGCAAUCAGACGUUUAUUGGCUGUGCAAAUGUACAGUCACACGGUCUUCACUCGCUGCAGAACAUUGCUUCCCGCUCAGUGCUUCCCGUUGCGCUGUUGGGCUUAUAACGAAUACCCCUAUCAGGUCAUGGGUGGUGGCCCGGCCGGCGUGGUAUUGCAAGGUGGCGGGUGGGCAGGAAGGGUCUGUUGUGACUGCUGCGGCUUUGGCGGCUGGUGAAGGUGUGCGGAGUAGUGGGGAUGGAGAUGAGGAAGGAAAAGGUGAAAAGAGUGAAAAGGGUGCGGAGGAAAAGGCCGCGAGGUUGAGUAGGAGGCAGAAGGGGACAGGUGGUGAUAUGGAGGGGAAUGCUGAUCUGUUGAUAAUUCCCGGUGUAGGGCCGAAGAAUUUGAGGAAAUUAGUGGAGAAAGGGUUUACAGGAAUGGCUGAGCUUAAGCAGUUUUAUAAGGAUAAGUUUCUUGGAAAAUCCAGCAAGACAAUGGUCGAGUAUUUACAGAGUUCUGUGGGAAUUAUUCACAAAAAUCAUGCUGAGAGCAUAACAACUUUCAUCAAAGAGAGUGUGGAUGAAGAGUUAAAGGAUUUGAAUUCUGAUGCAAGGUCCAAAACUAAGAAGCGACUCACGUUUUGUGUUGAGGGAAAUAUCAGUGUUGGAAAGACAACAUUUCUUAAGAGAAUAGUUAGUGAUACAAUUGAGCUACGAGAUCUUGUUGAGGUGGUGCCUGAACCCAUUGAUAAGUGGCAGGAUGUUGGCCCUGACCACUUUAAUAUACUUGAUGCUUUCUAUGCUGACCCGUCAAGGUAUGCCUAUACCUUCCAGAAUUAUGUCUUUGUGACAAGGGUUAUGCAGGAAAGAGAAUCAUCUGGUGGGCUGAAGCCGCUCAGGUUGAUGGAAAGAAGUGUUUUCAGCGACAGAAUGGUCUUUGUACGAGCUGUGCAUGAGGCAAAGUGGAUGAAUGAGAUGGAAAUCAGCAUUUAUGACUCCUGGUUUGAUCCGGUUGUCUCAGUUUUGCCUGGGCUUAUUCCUGAUGCUUUCAUCUACCUUAGAGCAAGCCCUGAUACUUGUCACAAGAGAAUGAUGCAUAGGAAAAGAACUGAGGAAGGUGGAGUCAGCCUAGAUUAUCUUCGUGACUUGCAUGACAAGCAUGAGAGCUGGCUUUUCCCAUUUGAAAGUGGUAAUCAUGGGGUACUUUCUGUGAGUAAGCUACCUUUAAAUUUGGAUAAUGCCCUACAUCCUGAUAUAAGAGACAGGGUGUUCUAUUUGGAAGGUGAUCAUAUGCACUCAAGUAUUCAAAAGGUCCCUGCUUUGAUUCUUGACUGUGAAGCCAACAUUGACUUCAGCAGGGAUGUUGAAGCCAAGGAGAACUAUGCGCGCCAAGUUGCAGAGUUUUUCAAACAUGUGAAGAAAAUGAAGGAAGUUCCAUCUACAAAGGGUGAUGGUGGUGUUAACCAGCGAAAGGUCGUCCUACCUCAUGAAGGAGGAUUGCUUUUACCAAACGGAGCGCACUUCCCCGAGUCUGCUCUCAAAUCCUUAGAUUUUACUCGGGCAAUGUCAUUCAUGUCUGGCCAGUGAUUGUCUGCCUGGCCUUGGUUUUCUUGACCCCAGGAUCACUUAAAGAGGAACCUGCGUGUUUGUCUGACAUGUCUCUGGAUGAUGUGACUAGUUUCUGUGUGGAUGUAAAAAUGGUUUUAACCCUUAGGAUUUAGAGAUGUAGAGAUGGUUGUAUGAUUGUUGAAUGCUUUGAUAAUCCAAUGUUUGGUUGGUUGCUUUAGGCUUGAAGCUU